AUGUACAGGUGUGUCUCUACUGAAAGCAAGGUUAUGGCUGACUAUCGAAAACUCCCACCCACAGGACCAAGGCAAUUGACCUCUGAGAUGCAAACCACGCUGGAUGUUGUUGAUAAACCAGCUAAGAGGGGGAAGAAACCAGACUCAAAGAAGCACGAGAAAGUAGGCCGAUCUUCCCAAGAUGCCACGCCCAAAAAGCGUAAAACUGAACAAGCAACUCCUUUUGAAACCAAGAAGCAAAAGGUUAAAAAGAUGGCGAAUAAACCGAAGGCAGCUUCGCCUAGUGAUUCGGACUACGUUCCUUCUUAUCAUGAUCAAGAGAAAUCAGACGAAGUCGAAGAUGCACAUCUUGAAGGAUCACCAAGGGGAAAUACGCCUCCACGUUCUCCACCUAAUGAGGUACCACUUAAUGAUUCUGUUCCAAAUCCUCCUCCUUCUCCAUCUCAUACUACAGUGUCUGUCUCUAUUGCACCACUUCCACCACCUGUUUCUUCUCAAUAUACAACCACUGCCCUCUCCCUCCACCAAUCUUCACUCAAGUAUCUUCAACAACAACCAUACCCGACCCUUCGGUUCGUGUCAACGUAUCUGAUACGGGGGCACCUACCUUAG
Messenger RNA from Lactuca sativa (garden lettuce), 612 nucleotides. NCBI's taxonomy places the organism in Eukaryota, Viridiplantae, Streptophyta, Magnoliopsida, Asterales, Asteraceae. The record is from RefSeq and is a predicted model, not a curated record.